This is a messenger RNA of Setaria italica (foxtail millet), 1656 nucleotides long. RefSeq lists its product as uncharacterized. Bases 383 to 1558 code for a protein of 391 amino acids. Lineage: Eukaryota; Viridiplantae; Streptophyta; Magnoliopsida; Poales; Poaceae. The record is from RefSeq and is a predicted model, not a curated record. The transcript is spliced from 4 exons.
CAAGCCACCAAGCGGUCCACGGACGCCACGAGUCUGCCCGCGAGGAACAACACUUGCGCCCAGCGAGCGAAGCCGGCAGCCGCGAAAGCCACCUCCGAAAUCCAAAUCUUCAUCUCGUCCUCUUCGCGCACCCGAGAUCCUCCUCCUUCGCCUGGAGCGACAGAAACCCACAAAAUCUCGAGCCGAGGCGGCACAAAACGCGUCGGUCAGGCUCGGAUCCCCCGCCAGAUCCCGAGUUCCCGACCCGGCGGCGCGCCCCGCCCUGCCCGGGAUCUCAGAUCUCUCGCCGACCCACCGGCGCGCCGCGUUCCAUGCCGGAGUCGACGACGAAUCGGCUGACGCGGUAACGACUUCCGCUCCCGCCUCGCUGCCUGUUUGGCUCAUGCCGAUGGGCGCCCGCGGACUCGCCGCGCUUGUCGUGCUCCUCCUCGCCUCGGCACUGCUCCCCUGCCCUGCUUCGGGUUCGGUUAGGAGGGUUCUAGAAGGCGAGAAGCACAGCUCCGGCCAGGUCGCUCCUGCACCCACCGUUGCUGCAGGCGGAUCACCAAAGGGCGACUCCCCGAAGGAAUCCGGGCAGUCAUCGGCUGCGGGGCAGAAACCUGAGAGCCACAGGCAUCAGAAAUCACUGCCGCCGGCACCGUCACCACCGAAGGAUACCAAGGUACCGUCGUCAGAGAAGGGGAAGGAAGGGGGUGAGGCGCAGGCCUCUACAACACCACCGCCGCCACCACCGGCACAGGAUACUAAUUCGCAGAAGGCCAGUCCUCCACCAGGAGGUCUGGGACCGAAUGGUGGAGGUGAGGCAAAGAGCGGGACGGACCAGGAGGACACAGGAAGUCAAGGGAAGGAGGAGGACAUGGAUAAAAUGAAGGCAGACAUGGAGAAGUGUGACACAUCACAUAAGUGCUCGGCAAAGGAAUUUUCUGCUUGCCUUCAGGCUUCUGAUCAUGCUUCAGUUGGGUCAUUGAUUAUUGUCCACAAUGAAGGGAAGAAUGAUAUUAUUGUUAAUAUCAAAGAGCCAUCAAAUAUAGAUAUUGAUAAGACGCCUCUACAUCUUGCCAAGGGUGCCUUUCAACAGAUAAACAUACCAAAUGUCAGUGCGAAUAUUACUUUAACUGAUGGACAUGGGGACUGCUUCAUACACCUCGGGCAGUCGGUAGAGAGUCAAUCAGUUUCUAAUUGGCAACAGCAGAUUCAAAUGUUCGCAGCCUAUGCUACCCGUUUGAACCCAAUAUAUGGAGCCUCUUUUUUCAUCUUCACUGUUGUUUUGGUGGGCAUUAUGUGUGCCUGCUGUAAGUUUGCAAGGAGAAGAGGCAACGAUGCAGUCCCGUACCAGCAGCUUGAGAUGGGAGCUCAAGCACCGAACUCUUCAGUGGUGGACAGCACCACAAGCACCACAGAUGGAUGGGAAGACGGCUGGGAUGAUGACUGGGAUGACGAAGAAGCACCUGCAAGACCUUCAGAUAAAAAACCUACUAGUAGCGUUGCAGCAAAUGGCCUGUCUUUGAGAACACAGACCAAUAGCAAAGAUGGUUGGGAUGUUGAUUGGGAUGACUAAGCUCCUUGAACAGAAUGUUGAAUUUACUUGUGAAGUGAGAGAGAAUAUACUUCCAUCUGAACAACUUGCAGGAAAGAAAGAUCCAACUAAACCUGGAA